AUGAAGGUUAUAGUGAGGUUUUUUUAUAAAUUUUCUUAUUGGGAAAACUUUUCUAGAUUCCUGUACCAGCCACCAUAGAAAUAAUUAGUUAUAUAUGCAUGCAUUUUCUGACUCAAACAUGAGCUGUGCUUGCUAUUUAACUUCAUGAAAUAAUAAAUAGGCUUGUCAUUCCAUUUUCUACCCAAAAAGUUAAAGUUAAAGUUAAAGUUAAAGUUAAUUGGAAUUUGACAGUAACCAAGUUGGUAUGUCAGUGAACUGUACAUACUUUGCCUUAAAAUGAUAGCAGGUAUGGUUUACAGCUACUGGUAAGGCUUUCUUUUGAGAGGAGAAGUAUGAAGUUAUUUGCAUGCUGUUGCAUAAUUUUCUCUUUUCAAGUGGUUUUGAAGCUAAUGCGCUGGCCAAUUAGAAACUUCAACAUCCCCGUCUGCACCGCCCCCCCCCCCCAGUCAACUGAACUUUUUAAAACAGACCUCUUCAAAUAACCAUUACAUUAGUGCAAUAUAGUGGUCAAAUACCCCUUCCAAAGAAGAAAUGUUUUGAGAUUGUGUGAAUGGUCUGAGCUUCACGUGAUGUUGAUUGGCAAUUGAACUACAAAAAUUAAAUAAUUGACUUUGUUACACAUCCAUGUAUCUUUUGAAGUCCUUGCCAAACAAGCCAUUUGUUUAAAANCCCCCCCCCCCCCCCAGUCAACUGAACUUUUUAAAACAGACCUCUUCAAAUAACCAUUACAUUAGUGCAAUAUAGUGGUCAAAUACCCCUUCCAAAGAAGAAAUGUUUUGAGAUUGUGUGAAUGGUCUGAGCUUCACGUGAUGUUGAUUGGCAAUUGAACUACAAAAAUUAAAUAAUUGACUUUGUUACACAUCCAUGUAUCUUUUGAAGUCCUUGCCAAACAAGCCAUUUGUUUAAAACAGUUGUUUCUUUACCUUAAAACUCCUCCAUCUCACUGUGAGAAAGAUCGCAACUAUCAAACCAUGUUAUCUGACCUGGGUCAUCCAAGGAAGUUAAACUUGACAUUUUUGGGUCAAAUUCCCUUCUCCAUUCAAGUAAUGAUCAAAUUCUCCACUCUCCUGGCACAAGUGAUGGCCAAAUGCCCAGGGUUUGCCCCAGGUGUUGAUGUUGUAGUUUCUAGUUGAUCAGCGUAUUAUUAUACAGCUGGUCUCGUUUGGCCAUGUUUUUAUUUUCAUUUCACCGUACUCUAAGAUUCCAGACAAAACCAUUCUUUUACAGAAAUUCUGGAGAUUUAUGCUUAGAAGAAACCUCCCAUCGAAUUCUUUGUCUGGUGUUUCUUUUGCUGUGCUUGGUCUUGGAGACUCUUCUUAUCCAAAGUAAGUGAAACCAGGGCUGUCACUGAGAGGUGGGGGCCGGGGAUUUCCCCCGGCUACCAUGAACUUGACCCCUGGCUACUUUCAAAGGAAAAUAGAAGAAAAAUAGAACCAAAAGAAAUCCCUAGCUGUUUGAUUUCCUGCCUACCUGUUGUAUUUAGUACCUGGUAAAUUGGAAUCUAAAUGACAACCUUGCAAGCAAUAAAGAGUAAAUAUUAUUUAAUUCAGUUGAAAAAAAUGACUAAUGGCAUUUGAUUGUUAAUUACACCACAUUGUACCUAUAAUUUGUCAGUUCUUUAACACAGUUUUGUUUGUGCAGGUUUAAUUUUAUUGCCAAGAAGCUGUACAAGCGUUUGGUUCAAUUGGGUGGUACUGCUCUACAGUCUCUUGGACUUGCAGAUGAUCAACAUGAGUUGGGGUAUGUCUAAGGCAAGCAAGCUACGUAAUAUUCCAAUGGACUGUCUUGUACAUGUAACUUCAACAUCACUGAGAGGAACUGACCUUACUACUUUAUCUUUUUAACAUGUACCAUCCACUACCUGUUUGCCUUUCUUGACUUUGAUAUAUUUACAGUGUCCAUAGUUGCUCAUCACUAUUCAUGCUAUUGUAUGGUUCUCUCUCCUGCUGUCAGCUCAGAGCAUAAUAUUUUAUUUGUAGGCCAGAUGCAGUUGUUGAUCCUUGGUUGAAGCAAUUGUGGGAAAAGGUUCUAAAAAUGUAUCCACUGCCACCUGGAAAGGAGAUUAUCAGUGCAAGUGAGAGGUCAGCAAGUUGCCUUAAUUAACUACAUGUAUUAGUUAAUUAUAUUAUCAAUGACGUGAAGUUGAGGUGUUAUGAUUAGAUAGAUUCCAAAUGUAAUGCAGACAUCCCCAGGGUUUGAAAGUCAGUGAUACUGUGAGGCGGGCAUGCCAAGCUCAACAUAUCUUUGUGAAAGGAAUUAUCUGACCACUGAAAAUCUGUGCCACAGAUAAUACAUGUUCUUAACUCUCUGGUUGCCGAAAGAAGAUUUACAAAAUUAGAAUGUUGACAAUAGGGAUUUUUUUUUGGAUCUGGAUUCACAUCCUUUCCCCCUUUGGUUUCUUUGUUAUGGGUAAGCAAGCAUUCAAUUUAAUUAGAGUUCUUCUAGACCUAAACAAAGUUUCAAAUUUGUUUUUAUGGAAACUGUGUGCAUGUGAUAGAGUCUAUAUAUUUAUGCAGGCCCCAGUCAAGAUACAGAGUGAAGUUUGUAGAUAGUGGUGUCCAAGCAGCAAAUCACUCAAUCUCAAUUGAAGUUGACUCUAUGGAAAAACAAGGUUAGUUGAUUUGCAUUUUUAUUUGUCAUGAAACGAAGUGGGUUUGCAGUACAAAAAAAAAAGAUUGAAAAAUUCAGUUAGACCUGUCCAAUAAAUUGCUGUAGCACAAGAUACACUUUCACCUGGAAGUGUCCUUUGUCCAUAUUAAUCAGUGUCAUUUUAGCAGGCUGAUUUAAGGGCCUUUCAUUUUUGAAAUUGGCAAAACUUUUUCUUUUUAAACAGCUGUUCUUAUUAAGCAGCUUUUUAAAACGAGGUUUCACAGUACAUUUCUCAAUUUUUAUUUUUAUAUUAUGACAGUUAAACCCAAUCCCAGUCCAUGUAGAAGACAUCCAUUCUGUGCAAGACUUUUAUCCAAUAAUCGUGUGACUACAGCCGAUCACUGGCAAGAUGUCAGACUGGUGCAGUUUGAUAUAAAGGGCUCUGGAAUGAGGUACAGUACACUUUGCACCCACAAUAAAAUUGUUGACACAAGCCAUUUUAGAAUCCCUGAGAGAAAGGUCAAUUAAUGAGGGGUCCUCAAUUGCUAUUCAGACACCAGAAGGAUAACGCUCGCAUAUAUUGCACAGCUUUCUAGAAGAGCAUUACUGUAAUGAAUACAUUACAGUACGUAAAUAAAGCUUGAUUGAUUGAUUGAUAAAUCAAUGUAAACUGUGCAAAAUAUCCUGGUUUAGCAAUGCAAGAAGAAAGUUAUUUCUAAAUGCAGGGUUUGGUGUUCUAGUCAUUCCGCAGGAGAUGUUCUGAUGGUGCAGCCUAGUAAUCUAGCCGAUGUUGUAGAGGAAUUUAUCACCUUUUUAGCACUAGAUCCAAACCGGACAUUCCUUCUUGAGCAGAAUGAUCCAGGUAUUUUUUUGGCGAACAAAGGUAUUGCUCUCAUUCAUGAUAAUUUCAUUCAUUUGUCUAUUCUUUGAAUGUCAUCAUCAUCGUGGUCAUCAUAAUCUGUGACUGAGUCUUCUUCGUCAUUGUCAUUGUUACAGCGAAACUUCUAGAACUUAGGGUUUUCUUUGUUUUUUUUGUUCGCGUCUACUUGCAAUUAGUUGUAAUUGUUUAUAGUUUUCUUUUGUUAUAUUGUUUACUUUCUUUUUGGUGUCACCAUCGUUGCGUAAUGUUACGUAAUCUGUCAAGUUUUUUUGGUAUAAACUUAGUCUUGUCGGUCAGUGUUUUUUACAAUUUUUAUCGGUCAAGAACAGCUCAUUCCUUUUAACGUUAAGUCAAGAAACCGUUAAGGUAAAUUUUAGUCAUACGCCAUUUGUACGCUUUUCCGUUUUCUUUGACGUAUUUGUUAUUUUGUACUGAUUUCUACAUUUUUCGUAAUUUCGUAUUCUUUGUAUUUUUGGUUGUACAGUACCGUAGGAGUGUGAUUUAUAAAAUAAAGCGGUUGGACACUAAUACGCGUGACUUCGGUUACAGUCAUUAUUACGCCUACCACCAUAUCAUGAUCAUCAUCAUCAUCUUCAUCAUCAUCACCACCACCACCACCAUCACCAUUGUCAUGAACAUGGAAGGCGUUAGCACAAUUUACAUACUAAUUUUACGAAAAAAUCAUUGAUCUUUCUUGUAGUUCUCAGUCCACAAUAAUUGUUCUCAGAUACCCAGUGUUCCCACAUUCAUGCAUAUUGUUAAAGGCUCCCGGCUUCAUCUGUACUAGAGUUGUUUCACUGCGUUUUGACUCUCAAAAAUGAAGAUUACUCGAAAAUAGCGACCUCUACGGCCUGCUAAGAUAGUAAGAGUCAUUUGAAAAUUUACGGUAGAAUGGUAGUGCCAAGAGUUUACCCUGUUUGCUGAAAGUGACUGUGACUGUUUUUCAAUAGAUAUCCCGCUGCCAUAUCAGCUUCCUCAACCGUGUACCAUCAGGCAUCUCGUGGAGCAUUAUUUAGACAUACAAGGCGUUCCAAGGAGAUACUUUUUUGAACUGCUUUCACAUUUUACCACCUCAGAAUUUGAAAAGGAAAAGCUUCAGGAGUUUUGCUCAGCUGAGGGGCAGGUAUUAUUGUUUUAAGUGAUCGUGCAGUACAAAUUCAAGAAUUGUUCUGUUUAUUUUUAUAACGGCAAUUUUUGUUUUUAUUUCCAGGAAGAGCUUUAUUCAUAUUGUUAUAGACAAAAAAGGACUACGUUAGAGGUAGGCUGGUUUUAUACACUGCCUUAUUAAAAAUACCUUUUUGCCCUUACUUAUCCGGCUUUUCCUUCACCAUUUUGCAUUGCUAAAACGAAGUGAGGUGGUUGUUUGCAUGUUGGUAGCCUGCGAGCAGGCUUACUUGUGCAAGUUCAGGGCAAAUGUUAGGCGGCCGAGCCACCACCACGCGAGGAGCCUGUUCGCAGGCUAGUGUGUUGGUGGAUAUACUUGAAGGCUUGUUGUUCCACUUCUAUCUCACUCCAAAAGAAAAUUUUCGGAAAGUUUCUUUUCUUUGGCGGUGUAUUAUGAGUACUAGUAUCAUAAUGCUCGGGGUAUGUUGUUGUUUCUCGUUGUCUAUCUCCGGCCAGGUGUAUCAAUGCUGAGGAUAAUUCAUCUGCGAUGGGUUAGCAUCCCUUCCAGGGGGGUGUAACGAUACUCUGAAUUGCUUCCUUACCUGUUUACCCUGUGACUCUUGUGCUUCGUCACCUUAAUCAACAGCAAGCCUAAUAAAUUUUUUCACACGUUAAAUUGAUACUUUUACCAGAAUACCCUAGAGUGCGAGGAUGCAGGUGAGGUAUGGACGUUCUAUAAAGUAGUACAGUAAAUGGGUGUGGUUUUUAACAGCUGGUGAGUUCUGAGCGAAAGGAACGCGACUAGAGUCGAUCAGUUCCCCCGGUCUGCCCCUGCCUACACUUCCUUUUAAUACAAAAUAGCUGUAGUCCCGGAAGGAUUAUCCAUAGGGAUCUGUCAUAAAAAAUUCUCGUUUCAAUUUUUCUUCAAUAGGUCCUUCAAGAUUUUCCAGGUGCAAGCGCAAACAUCCCAUUCGAGUACCUGUUUGAACUCAUUCCACCGAUCCAGCCACGAGCAUUCUCGAUUGCCUCUUCGCUAAUGGUAAGUGUAUCACAGGCACGCACACAUCAAAGAUCUUUCCAGAUUUAAUUUUAGCACUUCAGUAAUACAGAUACUCAACUUCUAAGUAUACGAUGAAAGAGAAAAAAUAAACCCAGCUUAUUAACCCAUUCGCCCCCGGAAACUUUGCCGAAAAACGCGUUUUGAAGCUACAAUCCUGGACAAAACUAUUUGAGAAAAUGUGUUCAUUAAUGUGUACUACCUAACGCAACAAAACUAUUUCCAAAUCAACGGCUUUGCGCAAAGAAAACCCCCUCCUCCAGUUCAAAGUUGCUUCCUACGAAUGCUUAGGGAUCCGGCUUUCUUUUGAAGACCCAACAACACUGCUUCCAGGGAGAGGGGGGGAGGGAAGAAUCGGUCGGCUACGAAGUUUAGAAAAAAUGCUCCCCAAGUAUGUAAUUUUCUCAACAGUUUUGUCCAAGAUUGUAUAUACGGUGAUUCGCGUUUUUUAGCAAGAAUAGUAACAUGGACAAAACGGAAACCUACCAAUAAAAAGCACUUUACAGAAGCUGUUUUGAGCACAAAGUUUCACGGCACAUCAUCUUCUCAUAGAAAAGUACGACCUCAUAUACGUUUUUUACUGCACCCUCUUGAAACAGUAAGAUUUUGCAGUAGCCGUAGAACGCGUGCUUAUUGUUACAUGUUUUCGUGUUGUUCAAACCUGGCAGGCGUGGAUAGUGUGGAAAGUGAUUUAUAGUUUUCAGAAGAGUCAGAACAAGACUUGGAUGACGGUUUUCUUAGAAGAAAAGAAGUUCGUAGUGUUUAUUUAGUGACGUAUAGUGAAGCCAAUAUGGAAACGUAUCCCGUCACGUGGAAACUGCUUCUCAGAUCUUAAAAAUUGGCUAAACUAUGAGGGUUACAGAAACCUCGUUUGCUACAAGUCGGUGAACUUUUUAUGGUAAUAACAUGGAUAGAAUAAUGUUACGAUUAACAAUGCAUUGAAACGGUUAACACCAUUUCGUUUUUAAGAGUAAAUGACCUUCUGAUUCUUAUGAUACGUCCUUGUUAAUCGUUGCUAACCAUUGCUAAUCUUGGUAGCACCUUAAAAAUGUCCUGUUAAUCGUUCCGAAUCUUAGAUAUUGUGGAGAGAAAGAGAUUAUAAGACAACUGUGGCAAUUUUUACUAUCUCUUGCUUUACAAAUGAUGAAUUUAUCUCAUAAUUUCUUCCAGUCAUAUGUAGCUAUAAAUAGCCCGACGGUAAAACAUGCACUCUUACAGGUCACACGAUAGUACAUCUUGUCACGUUACUGCGCGUGACAUUUCUACAUUUCAUAGUGUGAUCUUUUGCACUGGACAUCGCUACAAUGUCAAAAUUUGGAAAGUAAAAACACAAGUUUUGUUAAUAUAAUUUCAUUGACUUUAAUUGUUUUAUCUGUUUCGGCGAUGAGAAAAUUGUUCAAAGUAUGGGUCACGCGCCCUGAAAAUUCAUCAAAAGUUUUAUGUGAUAUUUGUUGGUCAAAUCGUAGCAGGCGAAAUUCCCGUUUUCUGGCUAAUCUCCUUGACGGAGACGUCCUUCUCGUCCGCCAAAAACGUAAUGUAUGCCUGCUCCUUUGCACUCAAAGGGCGCGUAAAAACCCUGCAUGGAAAAUGAAAUUCACAAACGUUCACGAUUGACUACUUGAAUCAAGAAAGACAUACAAGUUGAUUUUCUUGUCAUCAACUCCGCUGUUCUCAAUUAUUUUCCAUUAAUUACCUACUUUUCUGUGAAAUGUACGAAAUAUAUAAAGAACAGAUUUAUGUGCCCACGUCAAAUGCUCAAAAUCGACUUUUCCAGUCAAAUAAAAUCCUGGACAAAACUACUUGAGAAAAUGUUUUCAUUAAUGUGUACUACCUAACGCAACAAAACUACUUCCAAAUCAACGGCUUUGCGCAAAGAAAACCCCCUCCUCCAGUUCAAAGUUGCUUCCUACAAAUGCUUAGGGAUCCGGCUUUCUUUUGAAGACCCAACAACACUGCUACCAGGGGGAGGGGGAGAGGGAAGAAUCGGUCGGCUACGAAGUUUAGAAAAAAUGCCCCCCAAGUAUGCAAUUUUCUCAACAGUUUUGUCCAAGAUUGUAGUCGAAUCUGGUCACUGUCGUGGUACAAAGAGCUAAAACUUGCCACAAAGCCGUUUACAGGUGGUACACUUCGCGGCCUUCUUAUACAGAUGCAAAAUAUUUGCUUGCGAAGUUCAGGCAUGCGCAGAAAGCAAAAUUUGAUUUAAAAGUGACACAGCAGUCUUGACUUUUACUUUUCGCUUUCUCUCCUCCCCUCUUUUUUCGCUUUUCUUGCCUCAUUUUUUUUCUCUUGCUGACCAUAUAGUGGGCUUCACUUUGGUUGGAAAAGUUUUUAGGAAAACUUUUAGGAUCUUAGGAUUAGAUGAAAGGAAAGGUAGGUGGGUAGUGGAACAAGAUUUUCAAAACCUGGUUCUGCAUUGGUGCAGUAGUUAGAACAAGUGUUGGACACUUUUAUCGCCGUUGUUUGACUAACGAAAGAAAAUAUUAGAUAGAAAUGUUUUGCGGUGUAAUAAACCUUGACGAGCCAAAGUCAAGGCGGUCUAGCAACAUGUCGUCGGAAAUAUCUGACCAUUCCGUAGGGGCUUAAUACACUCGAGUAUAACUUAACUAAGCUCGUUCAGACCAAACAAGGGCGCUAACAGAAGAAUACACGAGAAACUCGCUUCACCUUAGUCUACUUGACAUUAUAGGUAUCAACAUUUUUAAAGUGUAUUUAUGCUGUUUUUGCUGUACGUUUGUUAUGCGACAGGUUCAUCCAGAUGAAGUGCAGCUUCCUGUGGCUGUAGUUAACUAUAAAACUAAACUAGUUAAACCAAGAAGAGGCCUUUGUUCAACAUGGUUAGCUUCUUUAGAUUGCUGCAACAAGGACUUACGCGUUCCUGUGUGGAUCAAGAAAGGCACAAUCUCAUUCCCUAAGGCUUUAGAUGCACCUUGUCUUAUGAUUGGUCCAGGUGCUUGCAAUAUCACGGUGUAAAGAGUAGCAGUGUCCAUUGAAAACAACAGUAUAUAUUUAACAAUUAUUCUUUGAAAUCGAGGUGAAUAGUGGCAAAAUAUUUACCGAGCCGCGAAAGCGAGUGGAUAAUGUGUGAGCUCGGUGUUUUUCCCAUUUUUUUAGACAACGAUCUUUUAAAAGUCGACAAAAUCCUAGGGCUGACUUUUUUAAGGCAAGAAAAGACUUGGAAGGAUUCAAUACGGUGUUUUUCAAUUACUGUAGCUGAGUUUUGUGCUCAAUGGAUUAUUUGCAACUCCCGUGUAUUCGCGUAGAAGAAGCCGUUUCGUGAACUCAGCGUUUUCUAACAAGAAAAUUUUGGCUCAAAAAUCGAAGUUCAUUUAUGACAAACAAAUUUAAAAGGAAAUGUUUGCAGAAAUUCUACGUUUCAAGUAAACAGGAAAAAGAAUGAUACAGGAAGACGACGUCUUACCUCGAGCAACGGAGCCGCCAUUUUUGUCAGCACUUCAUGCAAAGAACGACACAAUAAACCCUUUAGGCUAUAAACUUGGCGAGUCAACAGAAAACAACAAAGCUCUACUUUUCUUCUCAUGUAAGGAAACAGUUCAAACUUUUAGCGGUUCCAUUUAAGCCAUUACGCCGUUGUUUGCGAAAUGAUAAACUUGUGAAUUGCCAUGUUUGAAAAUUCUGCAAAGAUCUAUUUUUAAACUAAUACGCGUGAUUUGAUCUGUCAAUCAAAUCGUACUUUUUAAUGGUUUCCUCUCUGAUUUUGUUGAGAUCACUUCGUGUGUAUAUACUAAAACAAUUAUUCUUUUCAGUCUCGGUGAAUAGUGGCUUUGGGAAUAUUUACCUCGAUUUCAAAGAAUUAUUGUUAAAUAUAUUAUUCACUUUACAGGCACGUAGGCUGGCUGGCAGGGGUUGGGGCGGAAAGGGUUGGGUUUGGCUUGUGGAUCACCUCCACCCUUUUGGCUGAACAUUUUCGGUCUCAUGAGGGAAAAAUAUCGAACAGACGUUCUCUGACAUAGAACUGGUAGAGUUGCUAUGGACUAUAUACUGACCAUUCACCUUAGUUUUGUUUUUGUUUUCUGUAAGAAUUGAAUGUAGGACGCAUUAAGAACUUGAACUGCCUAUACUAAAAAGUAUUUUUGUUAAACGCUCAAAGAUAUAAGUGUGUUGUCAAAGCAACAUUAAUCAAAUAGAAAGUAAGCGUCACCACCCAGUCAACUCAAUUUAAGACGAUACAUUAGACCUUUAGACAGUGACUGCCGACAGAAAAAGGACAAUGCUUUUAAGUUUUUCCUUGACAAAAUGCUUUGCCAUUUCUGGUUUUAGUGGAUCGCCAAGGAUUUUGAUAUAGACAAUUUUUACCUUGUUUUAAUACUUUGUUUUUGGUUUCGUUUAGGUACUGGCUGUGCGCCAUUUAGGGGUUUUAUCGAAGAAAGAAUAUCACAGUCUGUCGGGGGUAUGAUGUUAUUUGACUAACUAUGGAGCUUGACUGUUAAAGGCCGCUAACGAUUACCCAACGAUAUGAUCGUUUCUCAACGUUUUGCAGGCUGUGUGCUGUUCUUUGGCUGUAGUAAUAGCAAAAGGGACUUCUUCUUCAAAGAGGAAUGGGAACCACUUGUUGAAAAUGGAAAAUUACAGUUGUUUACGGCUUUCUCAAGAGAUCAGGUUAGAACGAAAAGAAAAAGAAAAACAAAUGCCAGUCCAGUCCAAUCACCUCUGAUUUAUCAACGCAAUGCUUAAAUGUCAGUUGUUGCUAAACCUUGACAGUAAAAAGGGAGUAUAUAAAAGCAAAAUGGAAAAUACCAUUAUAUUCGUAAAAUUUUCGUUUAAGUGGUGCUUCAUGUAAACCCAACUUUUGCAAUAUCUUUUGUUCUUUGCACGAUUUGCACGUGCAAUGCAUCAGCUCCUUGUAAAGUUGAAUUCACUGCACGUGCAGUUCGUGCAAAAAAAGAAAACAAACAAACAAACAAAAAAUAGUGCAAAUGUAAGGCUUACAUGAAGCACCACCCAAACUGCAGUUUAAAGAAUAUUAUGGUAUUUUCCUCUUCGACCAAAUAGAAAAGCUACAAGACGAAAGACUUUGACUUAACUGUCAAUGGUUAUGCAGAUUUAUUUUGAAAAUGGUCGUUUAAAGCAUUUGUUCAUUUAUCUUAAGUGAAAUCCGCUGUAUCUGUUCGCCUGGUCAACAGAAUUGUGCGAAAAUCGCGUGUAUUUAUUUCGAGUUUUUCUGGCGUUCGAAAAAACGCAUUUGUUUUGCAAUAAAAGAACUAUUAAAAGAAAGCAAGUCUGCCAUCUUUUAUUUAAAACUGCUCGGAUUUUCAAAUUAGCGCCCCUGGCAAGAAGAGUAUAGACAAAAAGAGAAUGUUUAUUACAGAAUUGAUAAUUAAACAUCUUGGGACCCUCGUGAACAUUUUUUGGGCGAAACAGGCUAACUUUGAUCGCUCAUAAAAUCAUAAUCUUUUUUGUCAAAACGUCUCAAACUUUGGAAUCAAGCAAUUGGAAUGGUACAGUUUAAAACUAAACAAAACGAUUUUCGCUUAAUAUGCGCUUUAAUGUUAAUGCAACUUGUUUUAAUACGCUUAACAGGAAGACAAGAUUUAUGUUCAGCAUCGUUUGCGAGAGAACAGCUCUCUUGUCUGGGAUCUUCUAACUCACAAACAAGGAUGGUGUUACAUAGCAGGGUAUGUAAAGUAUUUUGUCAUUAGUAGGACUUAAACCUUUCUCAGUGCAGACUACAAAACACUUACCCUUUGCCCAAGCAUUCUAGUAGUUUUCGCGAUAAUCAGUUACAGGGCUUGAAUUGAUUUUGCGGCUGGCGCAAAUUUUUGCUUGGACACAACCCGCUUUUGGCUGGACAAAUGACUUUUUCGUCACUUCUCUACAGAAGCCUCUCCCAACCCCCUCGGCUCGUGAUGUAAUUAUUUAUACUAAACUGUACAUGAAGCAUCAUCUAAAAUCAGAUUUUCUGAAUUGAAAUUUCCAUUAGAAGCCUAAAUGACUGGAUAAAGGGUCUGAUCAUCCAAGGAUGUGACCGAAAAUUGUCCUUUGAAAGACCGUUUUUGAAGCCCUGCAGUUAGUCGCGUUGCCAUUAAGGUUUUUGAUUAUUUUUUCUUUAUUCUUCAAUUACAGAAACUCGCAACGAAUGCCUACAGAUGUUACAGAAGCUCUUCUUGAAAUAUUCAUGAAAGAAGGAGCAAUGGAUGCAACAGCAGCCGAAGAAUUUCUCAAAACUUUAGAAAGAACAAGACAUUUUCAAAGCGAGACAUGGGCGUAGUAAAAGGCGGAAAGAAACAGCAAGAUAAAA
Molecule: messenger RNA, 11886 nt
Organism: Porites evermanni
Lineage: Eukaryota; Metazoa; Cnidaria; Anthozoa; Scleractinia; Poritidae
Source: the annotation of a GenBank genome assembly